AUGGUCCUGGACUUCGUGGCGGGGCUUUGGAAGGAUGCACCCGCUGUGACAAGAGCGCUGACUGCCGUGCCACUGCUUCUGCACGUGGCUGGACACUUCUGGGGGCAGCUGGCUCUUCUGAACCUUUCAUUGCUGUCCUUCAGGUACGGAUGUUUCUGGGGCGUGCUGACUUCUGCCGUCUGGGAGCCUCCGGGCGGCUUGCUGCAGAGCCUCUUCAGCCUCCUCAUCGCCUUCUGGGUGCUAUCCCAACUUCCGCGUGUUGAGAGAGCCCUUGGCUCUGCCAAGCUCCUGCUGGCUGCUGCCAUGGCCGCUGUGGCCAUCAACCUCCUCUUCUUGCUGAUGGCCUUCCUUCUUGACUGGCUAAGCCAGCUCAAGGGCCAGGCCUCCGUGUGGCCCUUCGUUAAGAGCAGCGGUCUGAUCCCGUUGGCGAUCUAUGGGUUGACUGUGCAGAGCCUUCAGGCAGGGGAGGCGGAGACCACUUUCUUUGGCAUACCCAUGAAGGCAAAGUACUACCCAAUGGUUUUGGUUGGCCUCUUCACACUCCUGAGUGGCCCAGCAGUGCUGCCUGACAUCGCGGCACUGGCCAUGGGGUAUCUGCAUAGCCGCGCCCACCUGGAUGCCAUGCUCCCCUCCGAUGGCAAGUUGCAGAGUUUCUCAAAGAGCGAGCCACUCGCCGCCGCGCAGUGCAGAGGAAGAGCUGACGAGUCACGUGGCCAGCACUUCACAGGCUUGCGCAGCUCCCUUGCGGGUGCAACUCCUGUGGACUUGACAACGGGGACUGCUAGAAGCUCGACAUGUAGGCUCCGGCGAAAGGACUGCGGCCACGAGGAAUUUAAGUUUGUUCCCUUCGAGGCUGCGCUGGAGGCACGCGUGCUGCGGCCGCUGCAGCAGAUUGCGGAAAUGGCAGCGAGGCCGAUCCUCUGGCGGGUCCUACAAGACGAGAAUGGAUUGCUGCAGCAUUUGGCUGCCAUUCGACUGGUGGCAUUCCUUGAUCGUGAGCCUGCAGUGAGCAUGCUCGUGAAACGGCUGUACCGGAAGCUACAAGGCUACCAGCGUGGCUUUGCAGGCGUGCCAGCAGAGGAGCUUUCUCUGCUUGCCGUCGAGCUUCGUUCUGCACUUGUGGAGGGCUUGGAGUCCCUGGCUGGAUCGCAUCCGCAGCAGAUUCGAAGCGACCCGUUCGCACCCAAAGGCAAGCUGCAGGUGCGUGUGGUGGCGCAGCUUUGCUUGCAGAACCUGUCCAUGGACCUGUCCAAGGGGCCUGGCCUCAGCACCGAUCCUUUCGCCUUGCUCGGCCAGCUGAAGCUGGACUACCAGUCGCCAGCGCCGCUGCCAGAUAUUCUGGACACCACUGCGCUGGAAGGAUACUCGGCCGUUUGGGCGCUUCUGCUUCGGCUUCGCUGUGGGAGCCAGGCGCUGCAAGAGGUCCACCAGCUUCCUCUCUUCGGCUUCGGCGGCCGCGGUGUUCAGCGCACACCCCUUGCAGCCCUUCAGCGAAAGGUGGACCUGCUCCGUGCCGAACUCGGGCCUUGA
Messenger RNA from Symbiodinium necroappetens, 1530 nucleotides. The record is from the annotation of a GenBank genome assembly. NCBI's taxonomy places the organism in Eukaryota, Dinophyceae, Suessiales, Symbiodiniaceae.